Entamoeba dispar SAW760 is the source of this 1461-nucleotide messenger RNA. RefSeq lists its product as uncharacterized. Gene Ontology annotation, molecular function: transmembrane transporter activity. Bases 1 to 1461 code for a protein of 486 amino acids. Gene Ontology annotation, biological process: transmembrane transport. Lineage: Eukaryota; Evosea; Mastigamoebida; Endamoebidae. The record is from RefSeq and is a predicted model, not a curated record. The transcript has a single exon.
AUGUCUUGCUGUAAGACCUUUUCUAAUUUGACUAAAUACACAACUAAGUUAAACUUGCUUCGGUAUUACAUUGGUGGAUUCCUUAUGAAUAUGUCAACUUAUUUCUUUUGGUUAGUUGUUCCUCUUCUUAUGCAAGAUAGAGAUGCUUCAUCUUUUCAAAUUGCCUUAGCUGAUGGUAUUACUUUUGGAUUAACUGGUAUUGUUUCACCGUUUAUGGGGUUUAUUGCUGAUAAAACAGACCCUGCACUAAUGUGUCGAAUCUCUUUUAUAUUACAAGCAACAUGUAGUUUAACUAUUGGGUUAAUUUAUAUUAAGACAGAGUCAAUUUUACCAAUUUAUUUUCUUCUUCUUCAACAAUCAGCUGCUUUAGCUUUCUUUUGGUCACCAUGCGAAAGUUUAAUUACAACAGAAUCAUAUAAAGGAGAAGAAAAUAAAAAGUUAUCAAUGUUUGCAUUAUGUUGGUCAUUAGGAAAGGCAAUUGGAUUUUUAUUAGGAGGAACAUUAAAAGUUAAGCUUGGUGCUAAUUCUUCUCUAUUACUAUGUGGAGGAUUAACUAUGUUAGCGUAUAUCCUAUUUCCAACUUUACCACAAAAGAACCAUUUAAUUGAACGGCCAAAGAAGAAAAAGAAACAAAGUAAAGAAGGUAAUGAGAAAGAGAUGAAUGAUGAGUUAAAUACAGAAAAUAUUUCUGGUUCAGAAACAAAACAAGUUGGUUGGAAAGAAAGAAUAAAUCAAAUUAAUCAUCCACAACCACCAAAAUAUAUUCUUUAUUAUUUUAUCAAUGCACUUAUUCUUCAUUUCCAUGUUUAUGGAACAAUAGCAAUUUUAUGUAAUCAAUAUAUUUUAUAUGCAGUUGAUAGAGAAAUUGUUUUAAAUGGUAUGAACGAUGAUCCAGAAGUAUACUUAAGUGUUUUCCUUGGAAUUAUUUACUUCUCACAAACGAUUUGUUUCUUUAUUAUUGGAUACAUUGAAGCAUGGCAAUAUAAAAUGAUUCUUAGUACAGUCAUGUCAAUUGUUUUAGGGUUAGUAUGUCUUGCAUUAAAUUUCAUCAAAAAUGGUUGGGUUUGUUUAAUUUUUGCAAUUCCAACUGGCUUCAUUUCUGGACUAGAUCUUCAAAUGAAUGUACUGUAUUCUGUUAAAGUCUCAGCUAAAAGAAGAGGGUUGAUGAUGGGAUUAGUAGAAAUGGUUGGAGAAUUAACUUGUUGUCUUUCUCCUGUUGUUGCUGGUUUAAUAUCAACACAAACAGAUAACUUAGAAUGGUCUCAAUGGGUUGGAUUAAUAUGGGGUGGAAUUGCUACUGUGGGAUGUCUUACAACACAAACAUUGAAUUGUAUUGUUUUAAAAAAACAAAAAGAAUUAAAAAAAGAAGUAGAAGAUAAUGAUGUUGAAAUAGAUAUUGAUUCUAUAAAAGAAAAUAAUCAAAAUUCUGAUGAAACAAUAAAAAAUGAUGAAGAAAAGUAA